Molecule: messenger RNA, 1128 nt
Organism: Diaporthe amygdali
Lineage: Eukaryota; Fungi; Ascomycota; Sordariomycetes; Diaporthales; Diaporthaceae
Exons: 2
Coding region: 1-1128 (375 amino acids)
Source: RefSeq, a predicted model, not a curated record
AUGGAUUCCCUUGAAGCUUUCGAACGUGGCCGGGAUCUUACUCUCGAGGCUCAUAAUCGCGGCUCGCCUAUCAACCCUUUCAAGGCGGAGAUCAUUCCACUGAGGAUGGAUUCAUCAAUUCCUCAGGUCUGGCAGGGUUUCAAUCGCUCAGCAGUCUUUUUCUUGAACGAGCAGAUUGUCCUCAAGGCGCAAAAGCAAUAUCAUAUCCCGAGCGUCUCGUUGCCGGGAGAUCGCAUACUUCUGGAACUCGGGCUCGCCAACUUUACGGGUACACAGCUUGAACGAGAGGCCUUUGGCAUGUUGCAAAUUUCGCCACACCCUAAUCUGGUUCGUUGCCUCGAUUCUCAUGUGGUCGAGGAUCCAGGUCUCCUAGACGGUAUUCUGUUGUUUGAGAGACUUGAGCCAUUGAGUACAGCCCUAGCUGAGUCUGAUGUGACUCGCCAACAUCGCUGGGCUAUCGAGCUCGCUUCGGCUUUUUCGCACCUCGAAUUACUAGGGAUCAUACCCACAAAAGCAUGUGUCCGUGACCUCGGGCUUGAUGAAGAUGGGCGGCUCAAGCUGGUCGGAUUCGGCGCAUCGCCACGCCGUUCUUAUCCGGGAGCCGCGGAACGAGGAGAGACGGCCAAGGCUACUCAUCGCGAUCCCAUGCCCAGCGACGAAAUUGUGCGAAAAGAUAUGGGAAGGGCCCACCAACGCCUCGCGUCCUGCCUGCACUACAUCCUCACCGGCGUUGACCCAGAUGAAGAAGCUCAGGAAAUGGGUCAUGCACGUCACGGCCAGACAGAUCGGAUUCAGUGGCGCGAAAAGGUCCGGCGGGGCGAGUACGCUAUUGCCCCUGGCGCGGAGCCAAUCGCAGAUAUCCUCCAGGACGCCUGGACUCUGAGAACCAUAACGAGUGUUGAGGCUAGAUCCUUCGCAGAGGUAGAACGAAAGAUUCGAGAUGCCCUAGAGCCCUUCGAAAUCGAUGAUGACCGGCAUCUGCAGCUGUCCAACAAUAUGAAUCUCAAACUGAUUGGAGAAAGAUGUCGUGUAUGGCUUGACAUGCAAGAGCGAGAGCCGAGGUGGAUGGGAUCCCGGGAGUAUGGACAGGCGGUCAGGGAGGCGACGGCCGACACGAUGCUUAAGUAA